Messenger RNA from Marmota flaviventris (yellow-bellied marmot), 3482 nucleotides. RefSeq names its product leucine rich repeat and Ig domain containing 1 (gene Lingo1). Gene Ontology annotation, molecular function: protein binding. The record is from RefSeq and is a predicted model, not a curated record. Gene Ontology annotation, cellular component: plasma membrane. Lineage: Eukaryota; Metazoa; Chordata; Mammalia; Rodentia; Sciuridae.
GCUCCCUCCCCGCGCCGCGGCAGAGCGCGGAGCCCGAGCGGGAGCCCGGGCGGGAGCCGGCGCGGGAGCCGGAGCGGGCGGCGGACGACAGCACGGGCGGCGGCAGCAGCGGCCAGUCCCGGAGCGCGCGGAGUCCCCACCCGCGCCGCUCCGGCCCCUCUCUCGACGCGGGGCUCCGAGCAGCAUGCGUGUCCGCUGCCCGCCGGCCCCAGCCCUAGCCCUGGCCCCGGCCCUGCGGCGGAGCGCGCCCGGCCUCGACCCCGGCCCCAGCGGCAGAGGCGGCGGCGGCGGCUCCAGGCCGGCCGGGGGGGCAGAACCAGGCUCGUGGAGCCCGCGUCGCACGUCCUGAGCGCGUCCGCCCCUCCGCCCGCCGGGGCCGCGGCCUCCGCCUUCCCACUUCUGGGCCCCCGGACUGGGUCCGGCUUGGCUCCCACCCGCGUGGGGUAGACACACUGACCGCCAGCCCCGCGAGGGCGCGUGGACGGCCGGGCGGAGGUGUCGGAAGAGGAGGAGGAGACGGAGGAGGGGGCUGGGCAGGGGCUGGGGCCGGGCCGGCGGGAGAGACAUGCGAUUGGUGACCGAGCCGAGUGGACGGACGGCGCGCCCGAGAUGCAGGUGAGCGAGAGGAUGCUGGCGGGGGGCGCAAGGAGCAUGCCCAGCCCCCUCCUGGCCUGCUGGCAGCCCAUCCUCCUGCUAGUGCUGGGCUCGGUGCUGUCAGGCUCGGCCACAGGCUGCCCACCUCGCUGUGAGUGCUCGGCCCAGGACCGUGCUGUGCUCUGCCACCGCAAGCGCUUCGUGGCGGUGCCCGAGGGCAUCCCCACGGAGACGCGCCUGCUGGACCUGGGCAAGAACCGCAUCAAGACCCUCAACCAGGACGAGUUUGCCAGCUUCCCGCACCUAGAGGAGCUGGAGCUCAACGAGAACAUCGUGAGCGCCGUGGAGCCCGGCGCCUUCAACAACCUCUUCAACCUCCGGACGCUGGGGCUCCGCAGCAACCGCCUGAAGCUCAUCCCCCUGGGCGUCUUCACAGGCCUCAGCAACCUGACCAAGCUGGACAUCAGCGAGAACAAGAUCGUCAUCCUGCUGGACUACAUGUUCCAGGACCUGUACAACCUCAAGUCGCUGGAGGUCGGCGACAACGACCUCGUCUACAUCUCCCACCGGGCCUUCAGCGGCCUCAACAGCCUGGAGCAGCUGACGCUGGAGAAAUGCAAUCUGACCUCCAUCCCCACGGAGGCGCUGUCUCACCUGCACGGUCUCAUCGUCCUGCGGCUCCGGCACCUCAACAUCAACGCCAUCCGGGACUACUCCUUCAAGAGGCUGUACCGGCUCAAGGUCCUGGAGAUCUCCCAUUGGCCCUAUCUGGACACCAUGACCCCCAACUGCCUCUACGGCCUCAACCUGACGUCCCUGUCCAUCACACACUGCAAUCUGACCGCCGUGCCCUACCUGGCCGUGCGCCACCUGGUCUAUCUCCGUUUCCUCAACCUCUCCUACAACCCCAUCGGCACCAUAGAGGGCUCCAUGUUGCAUGAGCUGCUACGGCUGCAGGAGAUCCAGCUGGUGGGCGGGCAGCUGGCUGUGGUGGAGCCCUAUGCCUUCCGCGGCCUCAACUACCUGCGUGUGCUCAACGUCUCUGGCAACCAGCUGACCACCCUGGAGGAGUCCGCCUUCCACUCGGUGGGCAACCUGGAGACUCUCAUCCUGGACUCCAACCCUCUGGCCUGCGACUGCCGGCUCCUGUGGGUGUUCCGGCGCCGCUGGCGGCUCAACUUCAACCGGCAGCAGCCCACGUGCGCCACACCCGAGUUCGUACAGGGCAAGGAGUUCAAGGACUUCCCGGAUGUGCUCCUGCCCAACUACUUCACCUGCCGCCGCGCCCGCAUCCGGGACCGCAAGGCCCAGCAGGUGUUUGUGGAUGAGGGCCACACGGUGCAGUUCGUGUGCCGGGCGGAUGGCGACCCGCCGCCCGCCAUCCUCUGGCUCUCACCCCGCAAGCACCUGGUCUCGGCCAAGAGCAAUGGGCGGCUCACGGUCUUCCCCGACGGCACGCUGGAGGUGCGCUACGCCCAGGUACAGGACAACGGCACGUACCUGUGCAUCGCAGCCAACGCGGGUGGCAACGACUCCAUGCCCGCCCACCUGCACGUACGCAGCUACUCGCCCGACUGGCCCCAUCAGCCCAACAAGACGUUUGCCUUCAUCUCCAACCAGCCGGGUGAGGGAGAGGCCAACAGCACCCGCGCCACCGUGCCUUUCCCCUUCGACAUCAAGACCCUCAUCAUCGCCACCACCAUGGGCUUCAUCUCCUUCCUGGGCGUGGUCCUCUUCUGCCUGGUGCUGCUGUUCCUCUGGAGCCGGGGCAAGGGCAACACGAAGCACAACAUCGAGAUAGAGUACGUGCCCCGGAAGUCAGACGCGGGCAUCAGCUCGGCGGACGCGCCCCGCAAGUUCAACAUGAAGAUGAUAUGAGGACAGGGCGGGGGGCAGGGACCCCCGGCGCGCCGGGCAGGGGAAGGGGCCUGGCCGCAGCUGCUCACUCCCCAGUCUUUCCCACCUCCCCUGUGCCCCUCCACACACUCUUUCUCCCUCCCACCCCCGCUGCCCCCCGCCAGCCCUCACUACCUGCCCUCUUUUUACCAGGACCUCAGAAGUCCAGGCCUGGGGACCCCACCUGCACAGGGGCUUGCAUUGACAAACUGGAGUGAAGAGCCGACGAACAGACAGGCAGCAGAGUCAAUGAUUCAAUUAAAAAAAAAAGUUACGAACUUCCUCUGUAACUUGGGUUUCAAUAGUUAUGGAUUUUUAUGAAAACUUGAAAUAAUAAAAAGAGAAAAAAACUAUUUCCUAUAGCUAGUCGGAAUGCAAACUUUUGACGUCCUGAUUGCUCCAGGGCCUUCUUCCAACUCAGUUUCUUGUUUUUCUCUUCCUCCUUUCUCUUCUCUUCCCCUAUGGGGAGGGAUCACUCAGGAAAACAGGAAAGGAGGUUCCAGCCCCCACCCUCUGCCCAUUUGCUGGGGCGCCAUCAGGAGCAGGCUGGGUGGCAGGUCUGGGCGCUGCUCUGGGCUGGCUGGGUGCAGGGAGUGAGUGGAGGGGACAGGGCUGCCCAAUGGGGUUGGGGGCCUGUCUGCCAGGCAGCUCUACUGCGUGGAGGUUGGGGGAGUCUCAGCUCCCGUGUGGUUGGGACUCUGGACAGGGACUGGGGCCCUCCUGGGGGAUGGCACAGUCAGUGGAGAGAGCCAGGAGCCAAAGGCUGGCCUGACACCUGACCUCUGGCCCCAGCUCUGCUGCUCACUUGCUGUGUAGCCUCAAGCAGGUCUCCUCUGGGCUCCUCUGGGCUCCUCUGGGCUUCAGGGUCCACAUCUGUACAAAUGGGAGCAUUCCUUGCCCUGCCUACCUCACAGGGCUGUUGUGAGGGACUGAUGAGAUGAUGUAUGUGAAACACUUUGUAACCUGUAAAGCCUGUGCACACGUGUGGGUGA